UAUAACAUCAAGGACCUAGGCAUGCAGACUGCUUCUACAAACAUUUGUGAAAGAAUGGGUCGCUCUCAGGAGCUCAGUGAAUUCAAGCGUGAUACCGUGAAUAGGUUGCCACCUGUGCAAUAAGUCCGUCUGUGAAAUUUCUUUGCUACUAAAUAUUCCACGGUCAACUGUUAGUGGUAUUAUAACAAAGUGGAAGUAACUGGGAACAACAACAACGUAGCCACAAAGUGGUAGGCCACGUAAAAUGACAGAGUGGGGUCAUCACAUGCUGAAGCGCACAGUGCACAGAAGUCACCAACUGACUUCAAAGUCAUUAGCUAAAGAUCUCCCAACUUUGUGUGGCCUUCAGAUUAGUACAACAGUGCAUAGAGAGCUUCAUGGAAUGGAUUUCCAUGGCCGAGCAGCUGCAUCCAAGCAUUACAUUACCAAGUGCAAUGCAAAAGCAUCAGAUGCAGUGGCGUAAAGCACGCCGAUACUGGAGUGAUGAAUCACGCUUCUCUGUCUGAC
This is a messenger RNA of Staurois parvus, 507 nucleotides long. The record is from the annotation of a GenBank genome assembly. NCBI's taxonomy places the organism in Eukaryota, Metazoa, Chordata, Amphibia, Anura, Ranidae.